GGUUCGCUUUCCGGCCACUUAUUCCUGGCAAUUGCCUUCUCCCUGUGUCAUCAUCAUCGUCCCUAUUCUUAAUUCUUCAAUUAUUAUCUUCUUAUGGGCUUCUGCAUCACACAAAAAUUUUCACUUUUUUAUUCUUUUUCAAACUCUCCACCCCUCUGUUCCUUUUCCUUGACCAAGUUCCUCUGCCUCUUCACUUCGUUUAUUUCCAGUUCAAGGACGGGUUUUUACCUGGAGUUUCUGCACUUUCUUCAUGAGACUCCAUUUGGGGUGUUGCCAUUUCUCUCAAAGCGCUGCAGAUUAUGAUAAAGUCCGUGGCUGUUACUUUUGAAUUUUAAUGGGGUGAAGCAGAUGCAUAGCUGAGGAAGUGACAGAAUUUUGGUAGACCAUUUAGCCGCAUGGGCGGACUUUUUCAUUUCUUUGACUUCAAAGGCAGCAUGGCCAGGAAAGUUCUUGCACGUAAAAAACAUGUGGAAGGAUUAGAAGCUCCUCGAAAUAGCUUGGAGAUGCAAGUGGAAACUUCUCAUAGCUGUUGUGCUGCUGGAGAUAUGCUGGUUGAAGAAGACUGGUCCGAAAAGAGCUGUUAUCCAAUUGAAGCUUCAAUGAAGAGGUUGAUUAAUGAGGAAAUUUCCAAACAACCUAACACCAGGCAAAAUGCACCAAGCAUUGUGGCCCGGCUGAUGGGUAUCGAUGUGUUACCAGUAGAUACGGAAUAUGUAGUACAGCCAGUUGAUAAAAAGAAUGGUGGCAUCGUAACUAAGCACUUGAGAAGGGAGAAAAACGAAAGGAGCUCGGUCGAUCAUUUCUCUUCCAAUUCAAAUUCCUCCAGGCAUAUGGAAAUUGAUUCACUUCACCAUAGUGAAGAACGAUAUGUUGACAGCUGGAGUAAUGGCCAGAAGUUAGGAAAACCAAGGCCUCGAGAACAUCCUCAAGAGGAGGAACUACAGAAGUUCAAAAAAGAAUUUGAAGCAUGGCAAGCUGCCAGGUUUAAGGAAUGUUCGAAGUUCGUUGAACCUGGCAGCGAUCCUGGUCAGUUGCUUGCCCGAGAGAACAUCAACAAGUAUAAAAUGUUAGUUGAUGCAAAUUCUGUAAUGUCAACAAGUGAAAAGCCUGUAGAGGGUCCUGUGUUAAAAGCAAGGUCGCUGGAAACAGCUAACUUGCAUCAGUUGGAAAUCUUUCCAGCCGAACAGAAGGAAUCAUUUUCUUCAAGAAACAAAAGUGUACAUAGAAACUACAAGAACUCGAUACAUUAUGAUCAGAAAAUGGAUGCAUCUUCUGCCCCCACAAGGAUAGUAGUCCUGAAGCCUGGUCCUGAUAGAAUUUGGGACCAUGAAGAAUGUUGGACUAGUUCCUCCGGGACUUUGGAUGACAGAGGUAGUAUAGAAGAGUUCCUUGAGGAGGUGAAGGAAAGGCUGAAAUGUGAACUGCAAGGAAAAACAGUUAAAAGGGGUUCUGUUGUUAGAGGAAGUGGAGUUGAGACCCCCUUUAAUGAAAAGCCAUCAAAUACAAAGCAAAUUGCUCGGCAUUUAGCAAAACAUGUCAAAGAUAAUGUUAUGCAAGACCUUGGAAUCAAUCUGCUUCGAUCAGAAUCAACACGAUCAUAUAGAAAUGAGAUUCAGUUCAAUGGGCCUAAUUCUCCUGAGUUCAUCAACAGGGAUACUAGGAGAUUCUUGUCAGAGAAACUGAGGAAUGUACUCAAGAGAGGAACACAUUCUUUUGAUGUUCCUUUAGUUGUUAAUGGAAGCUCUGGAUCAACUCUCUUAGAUGAUGAGAAAAUCAGACUACAAGAAGUGAGAUAUACCUCACAAGCUGGAAUUUUGCCUAGCCACUGGGAAAUUGUGAAAGACGAUCAAGAAAUGCAAGCUAGAGCUUUCAGGCAUGCGGAUGAUGAUGGAGUGCUUCAUACACAAUCGUCUCCUAGGAACCUAAUUAGGUCUUUAUCAGCUCCUGUAUCAGGAACAUCCUUUGGUAAGCUUCUCCUUGAGGACCGCCACAUUUUAACAGGUGCUCAUAUCAGGAGGAAGCAUGAAUCCAUUGAUAAUGUGACAACGGAGUUGAAAAAACAGAACAAAGAAAGAUUUAAUAUCAAAGAAAAGGUUUCCAAUUUCAGGUACAGUUUCGCACUUAAGGGAAGGCUAUUUGGCAAAAAGCUUCAACCAGUGGUUGAAUCACAUGAUUCUGAACAGGAUGUUGUAAAGGAUAUAAUGAGCGGACCAACAGUUGUUAGGAACUUUGGCAAAAGACAGAUAAUGGAGAACUCAACCGAGGUACCUCCAAGCCCUGCGUCUGUCUGCAGCAGUGCUCAAGAAGAGUCCUGGAUACCAGUGGAUUAUCUCAGCCCAGUAUCAACACCUGAUGUCACUCCAGGGGAAGAAAGUACUGCACCACAGGUUUUAGAGAUCAGCUCUAAUCUUAAUGAGCUGCAGAGGCAACUAAGUCAACUCAAAUCUAAUGAAGCAGAAGACUCAACAAUUGAACAAGAGCCUAGUGAGUGCACAAUGGUUGAUUUGGAUGAUAAUGUGGCAGCUUACUUAAGGGAUUUGCUUGUUGCUUCUGGACUGUAUGAGGGAUCAUGCGAUAAAUUUUUCUCCAGAUGGGAUCCACUUGCAAAGCCUAUCAGCAACUCGGUGUUUGAAAAAGUUGAAGAAACUUGUAAAAAAUUGGCCAAGGAUAAUAAUCAAAAUGGCAAUAGAGAAGACAAUGAGAAGAUGGUAGAUCACAAAAUGCUAUAUGAUCUAAUCAAUGAAGUACUGUCAACUGUACUUAGACCGUCUGAGGCCAUGUCUAGAUUCACAAAUAAGACCAUAAGUUCCUCCAUGUUGAGACCUCUACGUGGAAGGAAACUAUUGGAUUCUGUAUGGAAGACUAUCCGCGUAUAUUUAUAUCCCCCAGAUGACAAAUCUUACCAUUCACUGGAUAGUUUGAUGACCAGGAAUCUGCAAUCCACUCCAUGGCUGAGCUUGAUGAAGGACGAGGUAAAUUCUCUAGGAGGAGAGAUGGAAUGGAUGAUUUUGGGAGAUCUAAUAAAGGAAAUUGUGAAUGAUAUUCAUUUGUAAUUGUGUUUGAAUUAGGACAUUUUGUACAUAUGACGGAUGAUCAGCAGGUCACUUGUUAGAUGAUACAGACACGAAAUGAUGAGUCAUUGGUGAGUGAGAGUACAUCUUCAAGCUAAGUCAGCCAUGAAAAUCAUUCGAUGGUCUGUGAAAACAGACGUUUAUGUUAGCACAAGGUUCCACAAGCCAGCAAUACGAAUGAUUUUCGUGGCUGUGUCCUAAUUUGGGGAUGACAAUGUUUUCUUGCUGCUGGAAUAGGAGAUUUCACGUCACGUAUAUAUAAAUGAAAGUACUUUUCCUUGGGUGUUUGAUAUA
Manihot esculenta (cassava) is the source of this 3365-nucleotide messenger RNA. RefSeq lists its product as uncharacterized. Bases 396 to 3053 code for a protein of 885 amino acids. The transcript is spliced from 6 exons. Lineage: Eukaryota; Viridiplantae; Streptophyta; Magnoliopsida; Malpighiales; Euphorbiaceae. The record is from RefSeq and is a predicted model, not a curated record.